Priapulus caudatus is the source of this 717-nucleotide messenger RNA. RefSeq names its product glycine-rich cell wall structural protein-like. The record is from RefSeq and is a predicted model, not a curated record. Lineage: Eukaryota; Metazoa; Priapulida; Priapulimorpha; Priapulimorphida; Priapulidae. The transcript is spliced from 3 exons. The coding region runs from base 75 to 437 and encodes 120 amino acids.
GUUGCCCACUGCAUCCACUCGCUUCAGAUCGCUCUGUGAAGACCAUCGUCAGUACACAUUCAACCACAAGAAUCAUGAAGGUCGCUCUUUGCAUCCUGGGACUCUUUGCAGUCAUCGCAUUGGCCGCAGCGCAGGGUGGAGGUCAUGGCGGAUACGGAGGACACGGUCUCGGCGGAGGAUACGGAGGACACGGUUUCGGCGGAGGACACGGAGGACACGGUCUCGGCGGAGGAUACGGAGGAUAUGGUGGCGGAUACGGUGGAGGAUAUGGAGGAAACGGUGGCGGAUACGGUGGAGGAUAUGGAGGAAGCGGACAGGGAACUUUCGCUGGCCACCGCGCUCCCUACGGCUACAGAGGUUCCGCACGUCGCCACGUGUACGGCGGAAGAGGAUUCGGAUACAACAACUAUAAUGGCGGAUACGGACAGGGACAUUAAUAAUUAUUAUUCAGCUCACAUGUUCUUUCUAUAAGUUAAUAACUAUCUACAAAUGAUGCCAAAUUAUCAGUUCCUUGACGGCAGAAAACCAUUUAUGUAUUUGCUUUGACGUAUAUGGCGUUACAUUUGAUUAGCCGUAUAUAUUUUAGUUUAAUUUUAUAAAUUUUUAUGUUAAUUACAACUAAAAGCAAGCAUACUUUAAAAAGUAUUACACAAAACUACUAUGUGAUUAUACAUGUUCAAAAAGGCUUAUAAUAAUAAUUUAACGUGAUUAUAAAUG